GCUCUUCCAGAGAAGAUGGUAUGGGGCAUGGGAUUGUUGAUGAUGAUGAUGAUGAUGGGUAUUUCUUUAAGAUUGUUAUGGUACAACAAGAUGAGGAUGAAGAUGAGAGAAAAUAUAGAAAAGAAUAAUUGUGGAGUGCCAAAAGGGAACUUGGGUUGGCCUUUGAUUGGUGAAACUCUUGACUUCAUAGCUUCUGGUUACACCUCUCGACCUGUCAGUUUCAUGGACAAACGCAAGCUUCUGCAUGGGAAGGUGUUCAAAACACAUUUACUGGGAACACCCAUCAUUGUGUCCACAGAUCCCGAUGUAAACAAGGUGGUUUUGCAGAACAUUGGCAACAUCUUCGUCCCCGCUUAUCCCAAAUCCAUCCAAGAGUUGCUUGGCGAACAUUCCAUACUUAAAAUGAAUGGUAAUCUCCAGAAGCGAGUCCAUGCACUAAUUGGAGGUUUCUUGAGAUCACCACAGCUUAAAACCCGUAUCACGAAGCAUAUCGAAAACACUGUCAAAUUAACUCUGGGUUCGUGGCAAGACAUGCAGCUGUUACAUGUUCAAGAAGAAACCAAAAAGAUAACAUUCGAGGUUUUGGUGAAUGUUUUGAUGAGUGUUGGUGCCGGUGAAGAUUUGAACUUUUUGAAAAGAGAAUUCGAAGAAUUCAUCAAAGGUUUAAUUUGUUUGCCCAUCAAAUUUCCAGGAACAAGACUAUAUAAAUCUCUGAAGGCCAAAGAAAGGUUACUGAAAAUGGUGAAGAAGAUAGUGGAGGAGAGGAAAUUGGUUAUGGAGAAAACGGACGAAAAGGGUAUGGCCAGGGAUGCAGUGGAGGUGCUGUUACGUGACAGUGAAGAGUCAAGUGAGAAGCAAUCUCUACCGUUGGAUUUCAUCAGUGGGAACGUAAUAGAGAUGAUGAUCCCUGGAGAAGAGACUGUUCCCAUGGCGAUGACCCUAGCUGUUAAAUUCCUCGGUGACUGCCCUAUUGCACUCCACCAGUUGAUGGAGGAGAACAUGGGACUAAAGAAGCAAAAGAAGGAUUCUGGUGAAGAUUAUAGUUGGACUGACUACUUGGCUUUGCCUUUCACUCAAAAUGUGAUAAGUGAGACCCUUAGACUGGCAAACAUCAUCAAUGGUGUUUGGAGGAAAGCACUUAAAGAUAUAGAUAUUAAAGGUUAUUUAAUACCAAAGGGAUGGUGCGUACUGGCAUCUUUUAUUUCUGCUCAUAUGGAUGAGGAAAUUUAUGAAAAUCCACAUCUUUUUUAUCCAUGGAGAUGGGAGAAACUGGGAGCUGCUGUUAACAACAGCAGCUUUACACCAUUUGGAGGUGGGCAGAGGCUUUGCCCUGGUUUAGAAUUAUCAAGGCUUGAAAUUUCAAUCUUCCUUCACCAUCUCGUCACCACGUACAAAUGGGUAGCUUGCGAGGACGAAAUCGUUUACUUUCCGACAGUUAAGAUGAAGAAGAAGCUGCCACUCAAGGUCACCCCCUUGAGCAACUACCGAUAUAAACAGACAGAAACAUUGGAAGUUUUAUCCCCACACCAGAAAGGAGCCAUUGGGAAUGGGAUUUGUAUAGCUGCAUCAAAGCAAUGAUCUUUUGAGGAAGAUGGGGGGAUGAGUGUUAUGGUGUUAGUUCUCAUGUCGCCUUCUUUGUUUAAUAGCAAUAGAGGUCCUUGGGACCCUUCUCUUUGGUCCUUGUAUAUUGAAUGCAAGUGGGGAUCAUAUAAUC
This is a messenger RNA of Hibiscus syriacus, 1714 nucleotides long. RefSeq names its product 3-epi-6-deoxocathasterone 23-monooxygenase CYP90C1-like. Gene Ontology annotation, biological process: brassinosteroid biosynthetic process; multicellular organism development; brassinosteroid homeostasis. The record is from RefSeq and is a predicted model, not a curated record. The transcript has 10 exons. Gene Ontology annotation, molecular function: heme binding; iron ion binding; oxidoreductase activity, acting on paired donors, with incorporation or reduction of molecular oxygen, NAD(P)H as one donor, and incorporation of one atom of oxygen. The coding region runs from base 16 to 1578 and encodes 520 amino acids. Lineage: Eukaryota; Viridiplantae; Streptophyta; Magnoliopsida; Malvales; Malvaceae.